Messenger RNA from Glarea lozoyensis ATCC 20868, 1614 nucleotides. Its product is annotated as alpha/beta-Hydrolase. The record is from RefSeq and is a predicted model, not a curated record. The coding region runs from base 1 to 1614 and encodes 537 amino acids. NCBI's taxonomy places the organism in Eukaryota, Fungi, Ascomycota, Leotiomycetes, Helotiales, Helotiaceae. The transcript has 2 exons.
AUGUCUACUCUUCUCCGCAUCUCGUUGGCUGCAGUCGCCUCGUGCGCUCUGGUCGCGGCUAGAUCUUCUGUCUUUCCUGAUUGCUCUGGAAUUGCGCAUGCAUCGUUCAGCGCUGCGUUCCCUGCUACGUUUCUUAAUGUGACAUAUUACGACACGGGCACAUUGAAUGUUUCAGGGAUCGUCAACGAAGUCUCAUUUUGCGAGUUUCUCGUUUCGAUCCGCUAUGGUAAAAAUGUUUCGAUGGGCGCUGGUAGAAGUAAUUCCCUUCAAUUUGCACUAUGGUUACCGGAGUUGAAAUACCCCUCGAGAUUGAUGGCACUUGGAAACGGAGGCGAGGCAGGAGUCAUCAAUUACGAUGACAUGAUGGACGAUUUGAACAGUGGGCUAAACUUCGCUGUCGCUGCUGGCAACGCUGGCCAUUUGUUCUCUGACAACGAUGCUGGUGUUGGAACUAGCCUCGGUGCACCUGGCGUCUAUCAACCAUAUUUCCAUGACGAAGAUCAAGUAAAAGCCUGGCUGCACGACGCAAUAAGCAUUUUUACACCAGCUGCGAAGUCACUGAUGGAAAGUUACUACGGGUAUCGGCCACGGCAUUCGUAUUUUCGUAGUUGUUCGACAGGCGGUGCGCAGGCUUUUUCGCUGGCAGAGUUCCAUCCGGAUUUAUUUGAUGGGAUUAUCGCUGGAUGUCCUGCGAAUUGGUUCACACAUCUCUCACUUGCUUUCCUAUGGGGGCAACAACAGACGAAGACCGACGCAACGACUCUUCCAGCACCGGUUCUUGACUUCAUCCAAGCCAGCGUCAUCAAAGAAUGUGAUCUUAUCGACGGUGUAGCAGACAACUUGAUUGAAAAUCCUCUCGCCUGCCCCUUCAACAUCUCAUCUCUGGCCUGUACAGCCGCUCAUCACGCUGAGAACAUUACAUGUCUCACGCCUUCCCAACUUUCUGCGGCAAAAGCUUUAUAUCAAGGACCAGUUCGUUCAGACUCGCUAAGUACAUCUAUAUUCCCCGGAUACGCACUCGGCUCUGAGGGUGGCUGGUCGUUACCCCAGGUCCAAGGCGCCAUGUCAAACGCAAUCACCAUUCCCAUCCUGCAAAAUCUGGUAUAUCGAAACCUAUCCUAUGACCCAUCGACAUUCAAUUGGGCGUCCGACGUGGACUUCUUGGAUUCACGCGUUGGCCCACUCAUCGACGCAGUCACUACCAAUUUCACCUCUUUCCGAAAGAGCGGCAAGAAAAUGAUCGUCUAUGCCGGCUGGGCAGAUCCGAUGAUCUCUCCCAUGUGGUCAAUGCAACAUGUCGAAGCUAUUACCAAAGCCACGAUGGGAUCUCAGACUACUAUAGCGGAGAAUGAUUUUAUCAAGCUUGUGAUGGUGCCUGGGGGUGGACAUUGUGGCGCACAGGUCGCCAAGUAUCCGUAUGUGCCUGCUCAGUAUGGCUUUUCUUCUGCGAUCGUCGAUUGGGUGGAAAAUAAAACGGAGCCGGUUGAAGGAAUCAAGAGUUGGGGACCAACAAAUGGAGAGAAUAGAACGAGGAGGCUUUGUACUUGGCCGCUUGUUGCGAAAUUUAAAGCAGGGGGAGAUGUUGAUGACUGGGAGAGUUAUACUUGUGGGUAA